CUUCCUGCUCUACAUACACUUCUUCUUCGAGGGAAUACCUGGUAACACCCAAAGGACUCGGCCUAUAGCGCAUCUACCAGAAAUACAAUAUCAACUUUUCCGUGCAGAUGUUUGUGGGGUGACAAGUUCUCAAAUUAGGUAUGAUGACAGUAUGACGUUGUCCUCCUCUCUGCCCUGAUAAUGUACGAGGUGAUGCAGGGAGACACUACCACCCUGUCCUGGAGGCUACCCAGCCCCGGCCACAACGACGGCCCACAACAGAGCCCCUUCAGCGGGGAGGGAGGACCUACUAAGAUCCUAAAAGUUUGUUUCUCCACUAACAACAACACCCUGGGGAAGAACUUCAAGCUGGUCAAGUGUGACAGCUCCUGGCAGAUCAGGGCUGUAGUCCAGUCUAUCCUGACCAGUGGUAGACUGGGCCUUAACAUCCAGUAUAAAGGCUGCUAUGGUCUGCUACUGAAGCACCUCAAGUCAGACGAGCUCCACUGGCUCCAUCCAGACCUGACCGUGGGGGAGGUGGAGCAACGUUAUGAGAGUCACCACGUGGAGGCAGAGUGGAGAUAUGACCUGAGAGUCCGCUACAUUCCAGUCAACUUCCUGGAAAAGUUUAAAGAAGACAGAACCACAUUUCUGUAUUUCUAUCAACAGGUGCGUAGUGACUACAUGCAGUACCAUGCCAGUAAAGUCAGUGAUGGAAUGGCCCUGCAGCUGGGAUGUCUGGAGAUCAGGAGGUUCUAUAAAGACAUGAAUGCUAAAGGCCUGGAGAAAAAGUCCAACUUUGAAGUGUUAGAGAAGGACGUGGGGCUGAACCUGUUCUUCCCACAGGAGCUCAUUGACAGCAUGAAGUCUCGUCAUCUUCGUAAGAUGAUCCAGCAGACGUUCCAGCAGUACGCUACUCUGAAGGAGGAUGAGUGUAUGGUUAGCUUCUUCCAGACACUCACCGACUUCAUCACCAUUGGCGAAGAGGUCUACCCUUGUGAACUGGUGCAAGGCUGGAGUCUGUCAGUAGAGCUGGUGAUAGGAGCCAGGGGCAUUCGCCAACGCACCCACAAAGACUCAGCACCUGUGUGUCUAGCGAACUUCAAACAGAUCAAGAGCAUCAAGUGUUUAUCUCAGAGUGACAACAAAGCCCUCCUCAAUCUGGACAUAGACGGAGCCAGACAGCCUCUGUCUAUCAACGUGACUAAGUUUGCGAUGGCAGAGAACAUGGUGGAUCUUAUUGAUGGUUACUGUCGUUUGGAGCACGCCACUGACGAGUCGUUUAUCGUCAGACCUAACAAAGACGCCAAUCUACGAUGUUCCCUUCCAGAUCUGCCCACAAAUCAAAUGGAAAACACAGGUUGCUUCAGAUAUAGCAUGGGAUCUGAAAUCUACGCUGAGAUUGAUGAACGACCGAGGUCUGUGGUGAAGUAUGGAAUCGACAGACAUGACAUUGUUCUGGGACGGAUCCUUGGCGAGGGGUUUUUCGGGGAGGUCUAUGAAGGAAUGUACAAGAAAUCGAAUGGGGAGAGGCUAAGUGUGGCGGUGAAGACCUGCAAAGACUGUUCACCUGACGUCAUGGAGAAGUUCAUGAGUGAAGCAGUGAUCAUGAAGAACCUGAAGCACCCCCACAUCGUCAGUCUGAUUGGUGUCACAGAGGAAGAACCAGUGUGGAUUGUCAUGGAGUUAUACCAGUAUGGAGAGCUGGGUAAAUACCUAGAAGAGAACAAGCACAAGCUGACCAACAUAACGCUGGUCCUCUUCAGCCUGCAGAUCUGUAAAGCUCUGGUCUACCUGGAAGGAAUCAACAUGGUGCACAGGGACAUAGCGGUGAGGAACGUGCUGGUGGCCACAGCAGACUGUGUUAGACUGGGAGACUUUGGCCUGUCCAGAUACAUCGAGGAAGAAGAGUAUUACAAGGCCUCAGUUAGCCGAUUACCUAUAAAAUGGAUGGCUCCAGAAUCCAUUAACUUCAGACGGUUCACAACGGCUAGUGAUGUCUGGAUGUUUGCGGUGUGUAUGUGGGAGAUCUUGAGUCGAGGGCAGCAGCCUUUCUUCUGGUUGGAGAACCGUGACGUCAUCAUCCAGCUGGAACAAGGCAUCCGACUACCCAAACCUGACGACUGCCCUCCUGCCCUCUACUCCCUCAUGACACGCUGCUGGUCCUACAACCCCCGCGAGAGACCCUCUUUCACAGAGCUGGUCGUUAAGAUCAGUGACGUCCAUCAGAUGGAGAAGGAGCAGGAGGCAGAGCGGGAGAGGGACAGAAAACGCCCCAUCAAGGUCUUUGACACCAAGUUCAAAUUCAAUGAGCCUCCUCCGAAGCCCUCCAGGAUGAAUCCUGGGGCUCGUUUUGGUAACAAUAUUGGCCUGCACGUUCAGCUGAAUGAGGCCCUGUGUGCCAGCUCUCCAGACCUGGUCAGUCCCUGUGAAUACACCACUGUUGUAGACUCUAGGAGCAACACAGUGGUCGUGCCCAUGAUGUCUCCACGACGAUGCAGCAUGGGGGAGGGUCAGUUCAUUGUGGAGCCGUCCAGUAAGGAGGACGCCCAGCGGUUGUGGCAGAUGGAGAGAGAGCGUAUGCAGGAGACGAUGAGACAACAGAAACAACAGAUGAUGGAGGACAACAAGUGGCUGACCAAGGAGGAGAGACUCCUGGUGGGGAAUAUAACUUCAACCUUUACCCCCCCCCCAGACCUAGCAACACGCCCUAGCGACCACCCUAGCAACAAGUGGCUGACCAAGGAGGAGAGACUCCUGGAUCCCAUGAGACAGGAGGAUGCCACCAGCCCACUGUCACCUGAAGCUGAGACUGGACAUGCCGCGCCAGACAAGCCCCCACGUCUCACCGCCCCCACAGCCCAGGCCGCCCCCACAGCAGAGCUGGACCGGUCAGGUGACCAGGUGUACCAGGCGGUCAUGGAGCUGGUCAAGGUGGUGGUGCAGUUGAAGAACGAUGUCAACACACUACAGCCUGAACAAUACAUCAACAUAGUGAAGUCUGUAGGGUUGACCUUGCGGAGUCUGAUCCACAGUGUGGAUGAUAUUCUCCCUACCCUGCAUGAAUCCAUCAGGACAGAGAUCGAGGGCACCCAGAAGCUGUUGAACAACGACAUGUCAGAGUUGAUCAGUAAGAUGCGUCUGGCCCAGCAGAACGCCAUCACCUCUCUGAAGGAGGAGUGUAAGAAACAGAUGCUGACUGCAGCACACAACCUGGCCAUGGAUGGGAAGAACCUACUGGAUGCUGUGGACCAGGCCAGGGUCAGGGCCAACCUGGCCAAGCCUAAACCGGGAGACCCCAUAGUGGAGUAAAUACCCACAGGACACUCAUCCCCCCUCUCUGGAUGGAUGGAUGAUUUACAAAGUGUUGUUUUGUUGUUUUGUCUUCAUUGGAGGACAGGUCAGAACCAAACAUGUUGCCACUGAUUGGAUGGACAUCAGUGACUUGCAGGUACAAUAGUCAAGAUGACUGGCAUCAAUAUGACUGGCAUCAGUAUGACUGGCAUCAGUAUGACUGGCAUCAGUAUGACUGGCAUCAGUAUGACUGGCAUCAAUAUGACUGGCAUCGGUAUGACUGGCAUCGGUAUGACUGGCAUCAGUAUGACUGGCAUCAAUAUGACUGGCAUCAGUAUGGCUGGCAUCAAUAUGACUGGCAUCAAUAUGACUGGCAUCAAUAUGACUGGCAUCAGUAUGGCUGGCAUCAAUAUGACUGGCAUCAAUAUGACUGGCAUCAGUAUGGCUGGCUUCAGUAUGACUGGCAUCAAUAUGACUGGCAUCAGUAUGACUGGCAUCAAUAUGGCUGGCAUCAGUAUCACUGGCAUCAAUAUGACUGGCAUCAGUAUGGCUGGCAUCAGUAUGGCUGGCAUCAGUAUCACUGGCAUCAAUAUGACUGGCAUCAAUAUGACUGGCAUCAGUAUGACUGGCAUCAAUAUGACUGGCAUCAGUGUGACUAAAAAUGUAAAAUGUCAGGAUUCAAAUGGACAGAAAAGAGGACUUCCUUGUGUGAUAUUUGUUUAUCAUCUCAGUGCUUUAAAUUAAAGACAUGCUCUGGAACUUUG
This is a messenger RNA of Oncorhynchus masou masou (cherry salmon), 4037 nucleotides long. Its product is annotated as protein-tyrosine kinase 2-beta-like. NCBI's taxonomy places the organism in Eukaryota, Metazoa, Chordata, Actinopteri, Salmoniformes, Salmonidae. Gene Ontology annotation, biological process: signal complex assembly; protein phosphorylation. The coding region runs from base 181 to 3291 and encodes 1036 amino acids. The transcript has 29 exons. Gene Ontology annotation, molecular function: protein tyrosine kinase activity; ATP binding. Gene Ontology annotation, cellular component: focal adhesion; cytoskeleton. The record is from RefSeq and is a predicted model, not a curated record.